AGUGGGACUGUGGGGAAGCCAGAAAGUGCAGCAGGAGAAUGUGGCUAGGCUGUGCGGCAUCCUGGGUUUGGUAUUGCGGACUGCGCCUUCUCCAGGCUUAGAUUUAUCAGUUUCUUAGGCAACGUUUCAUUGUGCACUCAGUUGGAUGGUGCUUCAAACCGAAACUCAUUGCCCUGCUUUAGCAUUAGCUGUGGCUGGUGUUUUGAGCUCCAGUCGUGUUUUCAGCACUUUGGGCACAAUGUACUUCCUGUAUGAACUGGAAGAGAACUGUGGUUGCUCUUCACAUCUGCUCACAGCUUUUGUUAUCUGGCACCAAUUCUGGCCCAGUCAUUUGUCAUCCAUGGCUCUUGUGAUAUGCCGAAGAUGUCCAGGCAGUUUCUGUGGAACAUCUCCUUGUCCAGCUCUAAUCAAGCACCAUGUAAACAAGAAAUUGCCUGGUCACACAUGUGAGGACUGUGCUCUCACUGCAAAAAAGAGCAGUACUGACAGAAUGGCAGCCACUCUCAAGUUAUUAAAACCUUUAAAAUGUCACACAUUUUGCAGUCCUGUUGCCUACGGGGCAACCCAAAGUAUGCUUCGUUGGAAUAUGGGAAGCAGCAGGUGGUACAGGGGACUGGACCAUCCAAAGCACAGUGGCUCCUGCCAUCCUGCCAGAAGAGUGAAGAACAUCGAUGGCACCAUCUCCUCUCAGAGAGUUCUCAUAAUCAACAGUGCCCUUUUGGACUUGGGAUUCCACAAGGCUUCUACCUCGAAGACCAGCACAUUGCAGCCCAGGAACAUGAGAGCUGAUGAAGAAGAUGUAGAAGUUUUUGAUACCUUUAAAGACACUCGAGUUUUCCUUCAGCUCAGGCCAGAGUAUAAGCUUCACAGCUAUAACAAAUCAGAGACUUGUCAGCCUCUGUCUGUUUCAGAAAGUGAACUGAUUUUACACAAAGUCAGAGUGAGUCAAAAUAACCUCCAGCCUCAAACCAUUGUUGAUUAUUUCUGUAAGCUGAGCUCUUUGCCUGCAGAGCAGUGUCCCAUUUUGCUCUUGAAUGCCAGCUUUGCACUGCUCUGCCAGCUGAGUGUGAAAAACAUAAAACUCUUUGAUAUCCCAGAUCUGAUCAGUAUUUUUAAAGCUUUGGUCAAUUUAGAAAUCCCUUAUUCCCACCCAAUGCUGGAUGUAUAUGAAACCAGAUUCGGCCAUCAGGUAUGGGAGAUGAGUCUGGACCAGCUUCUCUUGGUGGCUGACCUCUGGAGGCACUUAGGCCGGAAAGCACCGCGGUUCUUAAAAAUUUUUUUUAGUUACCUUAAUUUGCACUGGAAAGAUCUAUCUUUGUCCCAGUUGGUUCAUUUAAUUUAUAUUAUAGGUGAAAGUCGUCAGGUACCACAGGACUUAAUGCAAAAACUGGAAUCACUGAUCCUUAAGUAUUUCGACUUGAUCAAUUUAGAGGAACUUGGUACAAUCUGUUUGGGCUUCUUUAAGUCAAGUAGUAGUCUCUCUGAAUUUGCUAUGCGGAAAAUUGGAGAUUUGGCUUGUGCAGACAUGCACCAUCUGAGUAGUCAUGCCUUAGUGCAUAUUCUUAAAAUGUUCCGUUUCACUCACGUGGAUCAUGCAAAUUUCAUGAAGCAGUUUGUAGAGAUUGCACCUCAGAGAAUUCCUUCCCUGGGGGUUCAGGGUGUCAUGCACUUAACUCUUGCAUGCUCAUCCUUACGCAUGUUGGAUGAAGGUAUAAUGAAUGCUGUGGCUGCCUCUUUGCCUCCUCGGGUAGCACACUGUCGAAGUAAAGAUGUUGCCAAAAUUCUGUGGUCAUUUGGAACUCUGAAUUAUAAGCCACCCAACACAGAAGAAUUUUAUUCCAGCUUGAUAAAUGAAAUUCACAGAAAGUUGCCUGAAUUCAACCAAUACCCAGAACAUCUGUUUACCUGUCUGUUAGGUCUGGCAUUUUCUGGAUACUUUCCAGCAGAGCUCAUCAAUGUUGCGCUGAGUCCAGAGUUUGUCAGGUUAGCUCAAGACAGAUCUAAAUUUGAACUUACUAAGGAGCUAUACACUCUUGAUGGUGCAGUCGGCAUUGAAUGUCCAGAUUACAAAGGCAAUCGUCUUAGUUCUCACCUUCAACAAGAGGCAUCUGCAAAUCUGUGGGAUUUAGCAAGGAAGGAUAUGAACUCUAAGCCUGAAUUCCUAGAAGCUCUCUCUUUUCUUGAGACCAUGUUGGGUGGCCCCCAGUAUAUCAAGCAUCAUAUGAUUUUACCUCAUACACGAUCUUCUGACUUAGAGGUGUGGCUUGAUGUUAACAUGAAUGCAAUACCAUUUAAUAGAGAAGCCAUACCAGCUGAAGACAAGGUCAUGUUAAAGCUUAAACGUGUGGGAGUCAGCCUUACAGAUGAUUUGAUGAAUCAGUUGCUAAAAGGGAAAGCAAAAAGGCAUUUUCAGACAGAAACUGAGUCAGAGACUGGGCAGUGGCCCAUAAUGUUGGAGAAAGCAGCCAUACCAAUGGGUAGCUUUCUUGUGACAAAUAAGCCAGGGGCUGUUGACAUGGCUGGUUUGUGUCCCCCAGCCCAUAUGCAGGCCCUACCAGUGAAGCUGGCUAUUCAGUUCACACAUAGGAACCAGUAUUGCUAUGGUACAAGGAAUCUACUUGGACUACAUAGCAUGAAGCGGCGGCAGCUGGUUCGGCUUGGGUAUCGAGUGAUCGAAUUGCCCCACUGGGAGUGGUUCCCACUCUUGAAACGAACUCGCUCAGAGAAGCUGGCGUUCCUUCAUGAAAAAGUGUUCACCUCUGUUCUCUAAACAGACUUUUUUUGGCUGGGGGGACUAGGGAUUGAAUUCAGGCCCUUGUGCUUGCCAGGCAAGCACUUAUUCUACUGAGCCAUCUCCCUGGCCCUCUGAACAGGCUUCAGGAACAUUUCGUCUCAUAAAAUCUGUAGGUUUACACAGUACAAGGCAUAUUGAUGCUGAAAAGUUUUCAGAUUUUGGAGCAUUUUGAAUUUUAGAUUUUCAAAUUUAGGGAUACUUAUGGUAGUCUGUGCAAUUUUUCCAAAUCUGGAAACACUUUUGAUCUCAAGCUUUUAGGUAAGGGACAUAAAACCUGUAUUGCAAAGUAAUUAUAAAUGUCAAAAUAUAAGAGUGAUAAUAAAAUAAUGUGUUAAGGAGA
Octodon degus (degu) is the source of this 3134-nucleotide messenger RNA. RefSeq names its product FAST kinase domains 5 (gene Fastkd5). The record is from RefSeq and is a predicted model, not a curated record. The coding region runs from base 146 to 2770 and encodes 874 amino acids. The transcript is spliced from 4 exons. Gene Ontology annotation, cellular component: ribonucleoprotein granule; mitochondrial matrix. NCBI's taxonomy places the organism in Eukaryota, Metazoa, Chordata, Mammalia, Rodentia, Octodontidae. Gene Ontology annotation, molecular function: RNA binding. Gene Ontology annotation, biological process: mitochondrial RNA processing; regulation of mitochondrial mRNA stability.